Messenger RNA from Larimichthys crocea (large yellow croaker), 2678 nucleotides. It is a transcript of the gene hoxd10a, whose product is annotated as homeobox D10a. Gene Ontology annotation, molecular function: RNA polymerase II cis-regulatory region sequence-specific DNA binding; DNA-binding transcription factor activity, RNA polymerase II-specific. The transcript is spliced from 2 exons. Gene Ontology annotation, cellular component: nucleus. The record is from RefSeq and is a predicted model, not a curated record. Gene Ontology annotation, biological process: regulation of transcription by RNA polymerase II. The coding region runs from base 699 to 1724 and encodes 341 amino acids. NCBI's taxonomy places the organism in Eukaryota, Metazoa, Chordata, Actinopteri, Sciaenidae.
UGUGUGUGUGUGUGUGUGUGUGUGUGUGUGUAUACAAACACAUGUAGUGUUGUGUGUGCGUGGGUGGGCUUGGAGUCAUGUGAAUAGUUUUUUAUGAAUAAAAAUAAAAAGAAACAUUUAAAUCCAGUAGAGGUGGUUACAUUCUUACAAACAGUCUGCAGUUGUCGCCCUAUGCGCCAUGUGUAGUCCACACACACAAACCACACACACCAUGUCUCUCUCACACAAAGACACACACACACACACACACACACACUGAAACCCCUCCAGAUCUCCUCCUGUUGAAACAUUUAAGCUGUAUUAUUAUUAUUUUCAUAAACGUGCUUUUUGUCAUGUGUGUUUUUGUUGCACAGCUUCUCGCGAUGCAUGCACCCCCCCCUCUUCCCCUCCUCCUCGUCCCUUUUUUUUUUUUUGUAAACCAAUUUCAAGUCCGUGUCGUAGGUGUCGCUGUUGACCACGUCUGCAUCCGCAGUGCGAGCGUGUGCGGGAGGGAGGGAGGAAGGAGGUGGGUCGGGGGUGGAGGUGGAGGAGGAGGGGGGGUGAGAGUGGAGGCUGCGUCUCAAGGCCAUUUUCAAAUCUCAUUGGUGGGCUUGUCAUGUGGUCGGGAGGCAUCCUGACUUAACACGGAGAUUGUUUUUUCCUAGAUAUGUCAGCUUACAAAGGACAUCUCUCUCCUCUAAAGAACUUAACCCCCCAAAAUGUCCUUCCCCAGUAGCUCUCCUGCGGCAAACACAUUUUUAGUGGACUCUUUAAUUGGUGCUUGCAGGACGGACAGCUUUUACUCCAACAGCAACAUGUACAUGCCGUCCGGCUCUGAAAUGGGAACUUACGGAAUGCAAACCUGUGGACUCCUGCCGUCUUUCGGCAAAAGAGGGGAGGUCAACCACCAAAAUAUGGGCAUGAAUGUCCACUCGUACAUACCUCAAAUAGAUAACUGGACUGAUCCGAAUAGACCCUGCAGAAUAGAGUCGUCCAGUCAGAUGUCAAACUGUACAUUUUCACAGAGCAUAAAGGAAGAGAGUAACUGCUGCAUGUACUCCGAUAAGAGAGUACAAAAAGUCAGCCCGACAGAGGUCCCUGCAUAUUCUAACGUUAUUCCCGAGUCUUGUCCAGUCGAUGGUCCCGAGAUCCCGGUUCCGGGCUAUUUCAGACUGAGCCAAACUUAUGCGAAUGGAAAACAUCAGGAAAACUACUGCCACGAGCCGUCGAGUCCAAACCCAACAUUGAUGCAACUCAGCCGGGUCACUCCGAAACCGCAGUCUUCUUCGGCGUCUUCUAAUUUCGCAGAGGUGGAAAAGAAAAGUGAGGACGUCCCGCCAAACCCGGAGACCUCAAGAACACCGGUGCCCGUAGCAGAAAGCCCGGAUCCAAAGUCCACCUCGUUGGAGAAAAACUGCUCCAUGGAAGCGUCUGUGUCCAGUCCUGAGCUGCUCCAGAAGGAAGGGAAAGACUGCAAGAGUGAUCCUCCAACGAGCAACUGGUUAACUGCAAAAAGUGGGAGAAAGAAAAGAUGUCCCUACACAAAGCACCAGACCUUGGAGUUGGAAAAGGAGUUUCUGUUCAAUAUGUAUCUGACCCGAGAGCGCCGCCUAGAGAUCAGCAGGAGCGUCAACCUGACCGACAGGCAGGUCAAGAUCUGGUUUCAGAACCGCAGGAUGAAACUGAAGAAAAUGAGCAGGGAAAACCGCAUCCGUGAACUGACCUCAAAUCUCACCUUUUCGUGAGCUUGCAUGCAAUCUGUGGUUAGCUGUCCUCUCUCUCUCUCUCUCUCUCUCUCUCUCUCUCUCUCUCAUAUUCAGUUUGAUGCUUUAGUGGCAUUGGACGUUUAUCUUCAAUUUCAACGAAACUGUGACUAUAUAUAUGCCAAUUUUAGUACUUUGUGUGGCGUCGUGUAUUUGUUUUUAUUUCAUCACAGGGUAACACUUUUUUUGGUCUUAAAUUAUUGGAGAAGUCGAUUUCUUCCUUCUGCCAGUAGACAUGGAUUAAUUCUAUUGUGUCACGAUGGCGAGCUGUUGUUUUCUUUCUUUUCUCGGAAAGAGUUACUCUAUUUCAGUCAUGAAAGCACAUUUAUUGUCGUGUAUAGUGCAACAUUUGUUUUUACAAGUAAGUGCAAGCCAUUUGCCCAGUAGUGAAAUGUUUCUAUGAGCCUCUAAAGUGACGGGAAACGAUGUUAAUCUGUGAAUUUAUUGCAUGUUUGUGGCAUGUUAUCUUGCAAUAAAUUGUCAAAUAAUCUCGUUUUUGUAUUUGUUGUUGUGUGUCGUGCAAAAAUAACUCCAAAUGUGCGGCGUUGUCUGAGAUUGACGCAAGUGCGCAAUUGUGCGUAAAAUGGUUACGAGGAGGGGAAAUAAGUGCAAGUAAAGAAAACGCCACACCAAAGAUGUUUAGGACAUGUGUUUGUCGUUUUGCUAAAUGUUUAUUCAUCUGAGGAAAGAGGCCUAAAUUCUCGAUUUGUUUGUGGGCUCCCAGCAGAUUGAAUGUGUGCGGUUUUGAAUCGUAUAACAGGCCUGUUAACCUGUUAUUACGCAGCUUUUAAAGAGCCACAUCCACGGAGACAAAAUCACACACACGCUCUGAUAGUUGUGAAAAUAAUACACCAAAAAGACUUUACGCACGUGUCCAAAUAUAAAAAAAAAGAAAUAUUCCAGCCUCUUCUUUGUGUAUCAUUUUAUGUGUGUGUG